Acanthosepion pharaonis is the source of this 1395-nucleotide messenger RNA. The record is from the annotation of a GenBank genome assembly. NCBI's taxonomy places the organism in Eukaryota, Metazoa, Mollusca, Cephalopoda, Sepiida, Sepiidae.
AUGUUUGUCUUCUUUCUUUCUUGCUUGUCUUUUUCGUAUUGUCUAUAUUCUCCGUACAUUUGUCUCGAUUGUCUCUCUUCAGUUUCCUCAUCUGAUUUCUGUUUCAUCGGUCUUUCUUUCCUUCUUUCUUCCAUCCUUCUUUUCUUCGUUCUUUCUUUCCUUCCAUUCUUUCUUUCUUUUUUUUUCUUUCUUUCUUCCAUAGUUCCUUUCUUCCUUCUAUCCUUCCUUCAUUUUUUGUUUGUUUGUUUGUUUAUUUAUUUAUUUAUAUUUUUGUUUUUCUUUCUUUAUUUAUUACUUUAUUUAUUGCGUUCUUUCUUUUUACUUGCAUUUUUCGUAUUGUUUAAAUACUGGAUGCAUUUUUCUUUGUUCAUAAUUCAUUUUAAUGUUUCUGCUUUUUUGUAUAUUUGUUUCCAUUGUUUUUGUUCAGUUUCCUCAUACGAUUUCUUUUUUGUUCUUUCUUUCUUUCUUUCUUUCUUUUCUGUCAUUUUUCUAUUCUUUCUUUCUCGUUCCGUCCAUUUUUUUAUUCUUUCUUUUAUUCAUUCAUUCUUUCUUUCUUUCUUUCUAGUUUUUUUUUCAUUCGAUUGUAUCUCUUGUGUUUCCUCGUCUGAUUUCUUACAUUGUUUCUUUCUUUCUAUCUUUAUUUAUUUAUUUACUUUCUUUCUUUGGUUGUUAAUUUAUUUAUUUACUUCUUCCACUAUUUUUUAUCUUUUUCCUUCUUUUUUCAUAUUGUCUAUAUUUUGGUUGAAUGUUUCCUUCUUUCUUCUUCCUUAUUUCCUUUUAUGUUUUCUUUUUUCUGGUCGUGUUUUCUUUCUUUCAUUUUCCAUUCUUUCUUUCUUUUCUCAUUCACUUCAUUCUUUCUUCCUUCCUUCUGUCUUCCCUCCCUUCCUUUUCUUCUUUAUUCCUACCCCUCUUUCUUUCAUUUUCGUAUUUAUUAAUCUUGUUUCCCCAUAUGAUUUCUUUUUUCGUUCUCUUUUUCUUUGUUUCAUUCUUUCUUUUAUCCUGUCUGUCUUCUUUCUUCCCUUCCUUCUUUUCUUUCUUUCCUUCCUUCCUUUCUUUCUUCUUUCUUUUCCUUCUUUCUUUAUUUCCUUCUUUCUUUCUUUGAGAUUUCAUUUUUGCUUAAUUUUCUUUCUAUUUGAACUUGUAAUUUCUCUGACCAUUUAUUUUCUUUACUUCGAUAUCUCUUCGUUUUAUCUUCUCUCAGUUAUCUCUCAGUAUUUUUAUUCCUUUGAAUUUCUUCUUUGUCUGCUUCCACGUCAUCUGCCUUUUUUUUACCCUCUUUUCUUCCUAUCACUUCUUCUCUGUUUCCAUUUCUAUUUAUUCCAGUCUCCUUUCUUUCCCUUCUUCGGCUCAAUAUUACCUUCUCCCUUGCUUAUAUUUGUAUUCCUUUUAUCUUAA